CGCAAAAAACCAGGGUAGGCGGCCUCUGUAAUUUGCCGCAGAUACGCUCCAGCCUCCAGCCUGCAGAUCAAAGGCGACUGAACCAACCUUUUCUAUUGGAGUUGGGGUUUCGACAAGCGUGGGGCGAGGACGAGUAGAGGUUUAGCACUAGGGUUUUAGGUGGAGGAAGGAAUUCGCUCCAACACAGACGACCAUGGCGAGGUCUAUUAGGUCUUCUGCGACUCGUCUACUUUACGCCCUGUGCACGGAGAACACUCUCUCCUCUCUGUCAUCCUCAUCCUCGCCUUUCGCGGUUAUCGUACUCGAAAAUGGCCAACGGCGGGGAUUUUCUGCUGGGAACUUGGCGCGAGCGAAGGAAGAUAAGGACGCUUGGUGGAAGGAAGCCAUGGAGAAGCUUCGGAACAUCGGAAUUUCUGCACAUAUUGAUUCCGGCAAGACGACGCUCACCGAGCGGAUUCUAUACUAUACGGGAAGAAUUCACGAGAUCCACGAGGUCAGAGGGAGAGAUGGAGUUGGCGCAAAGAUGGACUCCAUGGAUUUGGAAAGAGAGAAGGGGAUUACGAUCCAAUCUGCUGCUACUUACUGUACCUGGAAUGGUUAUCAGGUUAACAUAAUUGACACCCCAGGACAUGUUGAUUUUACCAUUGAGGUUGAACGAGCAUUGCGUGUUCUUGAUGGUGCUAUACUUGUCCUUUGUAGUGUUGGUGGUGUUCAGAGUCAAUCAAUUACUGUUGAUCGGCAAAUGAGAAGAUAUGAAGUUCCAAGACUUGCAUUCAUUAACAAACUUGAUAGAAUGGGAGCAGAUCCAUGGAAAGUCCUCAACCAGGCAAGGUCUAAGCUUCGGCAUCAUAGUGCUGCAGUGCAGGUUCCAAUUGGACUGGAAGAAGAAUUUCAGGGUCUUGUGGACCUUGUGCAGUUAAAAGCUUAUUUCUUCCAUGGUUCAAAUGGUGAAAAAGUUGUCACCUCAGAUAUUCCUGCCGAUAUGGAAGCUUUAGUUGCAGAAAAAAGGCGGGAACUAAUAGAAAUGGUGUCUGAAGUUGAUGAUCAACUUGCUGAAGCUUUUCUAAAUGAUGAACCAAUAUCACCCAGUGACCUUGAGAUGGCAAUCCGCAGGGCUACGAUAGCACGCAAAUUUGUCCCAGUAUUUAUGGGUAGUGCAUUCAAAAAUAAGGGAGUACAGCCUCUGCUGGAUGGUGUAUUAAGUUAUUUGCCUUGUCCUGCUGAAGUUAGUAACUAUGCUCUUGACCAAACAAAGAAUGAAGAAAAGGUUACACUCUCAGGAACUCCAGCUGGGCCUCUUGUUGCAUUGGCUUUCAAACUGGAAGAAGGGCGAUUUGGUCAAUUGACUUAUUUAAGAAUCUAUGAAGGUAUUAUUCACAAGGGUGAUUUUAUAAUCAACAUAAACACAGGAAAGAAGAUCAAGGUUCCUCGCUUGGUUCGGAUGCAUUCUGAUGAGAUGGAGGAUAUUCAAGAGGCUCAUGCUGGGCAAAUAGUCGCUGUGUUUGGUGUGGAUUGUGCAUCAGGAGAUACUUUUACUGAUGGAUCAGUUAGAUACACAAUGACUUCUAUGAAUGUUCCUGAACCAGUCAUGUCAUUAGCUGUUUCACCUGUAUCCAAGGAUUCUGGAGGACAAUUUUCAAAAGCUCUGAACCGCUUUCAGAAAGAGGAUCCAACUUUCCGUGUUGGUUUGGAUGCUGAGAGUGGACAGACAAUAAUUUCUGGAAUGGGAGAGCUUCAUUUGGACAUUUAUGUUGAGCGAAUCCGGAGGGAGUACAAGGUUGAUGCAACUGUUGGGAAGCCUCGUGUUAACUUUAGGGAGACAGUUACUCAGCGUGCUGAAUUUGAUUAUUUACACAAGAAACAGACUGGAGGGCAAGGUCAAUAUGGGAGAGUAUGCGGGUAUAUUGAGCCGCUUCCAAUGGAGUCACCAACCAAGUUUGAAUUUGAGAACAUGAUUAUAGGGCAAGCAAUACCAUCAAACUUUAUCCCAGCAAUUGAGAAGGGCUUUAGAGAAGCAUGCAAUUCGGGUUCAUUGAUAGGGCAUCCAGUUGAAAAUGUCCGUGUGGUUUUAACUGAUGGUGCAUCUCAUGCUGUGGAUUCCAGUGAGCUUGCUUUUAAGCUAGCUGCCAUAUAUGCAUUUAGACAGUGCUAUGCAGCAGCAAAGCCUGUAAUAUUAGAACCUGUGAUGUUGGUGGAGCUGAAGGCGCCAACAGAAUUCCAGGGUACAGUUACUGGUGAUAUUAAUAAGAGAAAAGGUGUGAUCGUUGGAAAUGACCAGGAUGGAGACGACUCUGUUAUUACUACACAUGUCCCUCUGAACAAUAUGUUUGGAUACUCUACAGCACUCCGGUCCAUGACACAGGGUAAAGGUGAGUUCACUAUGGAGUACAAAGAGCAUUCACCAGUUUCACAGGAUGUGCAGAUGCAACUAAUAAAUACUUACAAGGCCGCGAAAGCAGCAGAAUAGCCUAUUUUUGGAGUAAAGAAUGCUGCCCCACAUUCUUUUCCCAUCCACAUGUAACAUGUCAUAUUUAUAUUUCAUAAGAUGAGGUAAUAGGUAAAUUUUUUGUCCUCCAAAUUCCCCCUUGAAUGGAAAAUCAUUCAUGUUACUGUCUAGAAAAUUUUGUCACAAUAAAUGUUACAUUUUUCUUUGAUUUAUCAAUAAUUAGUCUCGCAUCUAGGGUUCUCUCAA
This is a messenger RNA of Nelumbo nucifera (sacred lotus), 2692 nucleotides long. Its product is annotated as elongation factor G, mitochondrial-like. Gene Ontology annotation, biological process: mitochondrial translational elongation. The record is from RefSeq and is a predicted model, not a curated record. Gene Ontology annotation, cellular component: mitochondrion. Gene Ontology annotation, molecular function: translation elongation factor activity; GTP binding; GTPase activity. NCBI's taxonomy places the organism in Eukaryota, Viridiplantae, Streptophyta, Magnoliopsida, Proteales, Nelumbonaceae.